This is a messenger RNA of Zygotorulaspora mrakii, 606 nucleotides long. It is a transcript of the gene SYS1, whose product is annotated as Sys1p. The transcript has a single exon. Gene Ontology annotation, biological process: Golgi to endosome transport; protein localization to Golgi apparatus; Golgi to plasma membrane protein transport. Gene Ontology annotation, cellular component: trans-Golgi network; Golgi membrane. Lineage: Eukaryota; Fungi; Ascomycota; Saccharomycetes; Saccharomycetales; Saccharomycetaceae. Bases 1 to 606 code for a protein of 201 amino acids. The record is from RefSeq and is a predicted model, not a curated record.
AUGUGGUCAGCAAGACGGUACAUGAGAAUCCCGAGGGAGCUUAAGCCUUCGGAAAUUUUCAAGCAAGACUUCCUGUCACCGAGUAAGAUUGCUCUUCAGAUAGUGCUUUUACAAAUUUUCUAUUAUAUCACUGCCUCAGUGCUUUUCUAUUGCUGGGCCAAAUUAGUCGGAUAUGAGCUUCAAAUUCUCAAUUGGUUGUUUUCAUGGGAAUACAUAUCCUAUGCGACAACACUGGGUAUAUCAAUCUCUCUUUUAUGGUUGUUUGAUUCGCUGUUGUGUGUCCUGUUCCUUACUGUGAUAGUCGGCCGUAGUAAAUUAGCAUGGGAUUUCGCUAUUACUAUACAUGCCAUUAAUUUUAUUGUUGUUGUGCUCUUCACACACCGCUUUCCAUCUCUAUCGUGGAUUCUUUUGCAGAUCAUGUCUUCGUUAAUUUUAAUAUUCUUGGGUACUUGGACAACGAGGUGGAGGGAACUGCGAGACACUUUCUUUGAAGGCCUGGUAGAUUCUAAUGUGGGCACAUCAAACUCUAUACCUGCGGAUAUAGGAACAGAUGGAGAUCAAAAUGGUACUCAGCUUGAGAUGCGAGAUCUUGAAGCUCAAAAAUGA